Molecule: messenger RNA, 5909 nt
Organism: Porites evermanni
Lineage: Eukaryota; Metazoa; Cnidaria; Anthozoa; Scleractinia; Poritidae
Source: the annotation of a GenBank genome assembly
GAGAAGGAAAACUGCAGCUCCGAUCAAGCGGGGACACCACGGUCUGUAGAAGAAUACCUUCAGCAGGAAGGAUUACGUAGAGUACCGGUUCCGGCGGAUGGCCAUUGCUUAUUGCAUGCUUGGCAUAGGGUAAGCGAUCAGAAAAACUUAAAAACCUAGGGAAAAAAAGGUUUAAAGCUAAACUAGAGAAUAACAUAUAUCUUAUGGCUGGAUUUUAAACCAUUAUGGUUCUUGUGCAAACUUAUGCCAACGCUAAUGUAAGUUUAAGGGAAUGCACAUAGUUUCAAGAGAGGUUGAUAUGGAGAAUAACCAAAAAAAGAUUUUUUUUCUCUUUCUACCAAACAUUCAGUAUGUAAAUUCGUCUUGUUCUCUCGUUAACUCUUCAUUUUGCUCCUGCAUUCAGUUAGUUUUUUUCCUCUUGAAGCCAGCUAAGGUCCCCAACUGAGUAACGAAAGCCGUAUUCAUCGGCUUCCAUGGGGUAAAUGGACCCCCGUCUGAUCCUGGGAUACGUGGAGACUUUGCCCAGGGGCAUCGCAACAAAUUGGACUCGAACUCUCUGAUAAGUGUGGGCUUUGCUUCCGGUGCCUAUUCUGUAAAUGAUUUCAUACAUUAAAUUUGAGCUUGCGACUACAUAUUUUUAUAUCGUUCAUAAUCCUGGGAAAAGCGCCCUGGGACGAGGUUGAUCUCGUUUUUAUGCAGCAGGCGCGGUUAACAGGCGCGGCAACCUAGUUUUACUAAAGACUGAAUGAAAUGCAAAAACGCAUCUGUUUCUUCUUGGUCCUUCUUGGUUUUGAUCAACGUUGAGGAGGUUAGAAGGUUGGUUAGACUAACUGAGGAAGAAGUAUUUUGUCGUACCCAGUCUCAUUCAGAAAUUGUUAAAUAAUUUAAGACAUGUAAAUUACGUUUUACCGGUAUAAACACGCGUAAUAUUUUGAAAUAUUAAUUUUGUGAAUAAGCCUCAUUUUUUAUGAGGCCAAGUAUGAUCUGAAUAAUUUAUGCAGAUUGAGGAUGAUUGAGGUUAAGUUCACCUUUCACUUUGACCUGAGAACAGGGGUUUUCACUGACUUUUAUUUGCACUCAAAAUGUUGCUCAUACACAUUUACCUAGACUUGGUGCAAGUAGACUAUGAGUAGUCCCUCACUGUUCCUCAGGGACACGUGAAAAUCACCCAAUGUGAGAAUUGCCUGCUCUUUCACCGCUGCAUCUCACUUUUCUUGCAUGGGAUGAUUUUCACGUGUGUUCACGUUUUGCUUGUUCUACUAUCCCUGAGGAAAAAUGAGGGACUAGUCCUAUUCUAUGCCACAAGUCGACCUCACAAGUUUCCUGGUGAGUGCUGGACAAAAGACUUUUUUCAAGGUAAUUUGUAAGUUGAUGCAUUAAUGUUUCUCCUUCAGGCCAUGCAGGAGGAGGGCAUUAAUACAUACGAGAGCUACCGAGAUCUUCUAUCUGCUGUGAUGCGUGAGUUUGCUGAACAUAAAAGCUUCUAUUCUCCGUUCAUGCUUGAUGGCUGGCAAAUCCAACUGGUCAAGUAUUGCGUUUAUGGCGCAUUUAACAGUGCAAUUGGAGACUUAGUUAUCUACGGGUUAUCAAACCUAACAGCUCUUCCAUGUAAAGUGGUUACAGAAGGUUGUAAUAAAGUUCCUUACAUUCACGUUGUGACUCCAGACAGAUUAAAUAAGACAGAUGUUCGUGAUGGCGGUUUACUCUUAAUGCUUACCAACCUUCACUACGAGCCGCUGGUUAAAAUGGUAAGUGACUCUUUUGAGUUAACUGAACAUGGAAGACGCUAUUCUCUAUUUAUACACAAGAGUUAAAAAUUGAAGCCAUCUGUAUCUCUAUGAAGCAUAUUUUCAAGGCAAAGAUAGGGUCCACGUGUUAAUGAACUUGGUUUAAUUUAUAGUAUUUUUCUCUGUCUGUCAGUAAAUGUUUCCUUUUCAAAUUAAGUACAUGAGGGAACAUAGAUGUUAAAGUAACUGAGGCAAAAAAUGAUAACAAACUUGAAAUCUGCACUUUCCACUUGGAGGUUGGACACUGAACUUUUACUAUCAUCCCAGGGGACUCACUUUUACCCUCACAUUAAUUUAUGAGGGUAUUUUUAUUUUCCUCUUUUAUUUCUUUUAGGAACAGCGGCAAAGUGACGAGGAGAAAGGAGAAGUUUUUGGAUGCAAAAGACAGGAAGUGCACCAAAACACCGACGGUGAUGGCCAAGAAGUGCACCAAAACACCGACAUGGAUGGCCAAGAAGUGCACCAAAACACCGACAAUGAUGGCCAAGAAGUGCACCAAAACACCGAUAGUGAUGGCCAAAAGGUGCACCAAAACAAUGACGGUGAUGGCCAUGAAAUGCACCAAAACACUGACAAUGAUGGCCAUGAAGUGCAUCAAAACAAUGACGGUGAUGGCCAUGAAAUGCACCAAAACACUGACAAUGAUGGCCAUGAAGUGCAUCAAAACAAUGACAGUGAUGGCCAUGAAAUGCACCAAAACACUGACAAUGAUGGCCAUGAAGUGCAUCAAAACAAUGGCAGUGAUGGCCAUGAAAUGCACCAAAACACUGACAAUGAUGGCCAUAAAGUGCACCAAAACAAUGACAUUGAUGGCCAUGAAGUGCACCAAAACAAUGACACUGAUGACCAAGAAGUGCACCAAAAGAAUCAAAACAUUACGCAUGAAUAUCCUGAAAAGGUAUGUGACUACAUUAGAAACUGUACUAAAGCAACCAGAAUAUACUAAAGGAUCUUUCAUCUCUAAAUGAAGAGCUUUUAAUUAUUACAGCAUAAUGAGAAUUGACAAGUUAAUACUAACUUCUUUAUUUGAAAAAGUAAUAAUUAUCACUUCUUUAGUAAAUCAGAAAAUGUUCUUCUUUAUAUAUUGAGGGCAUGCUGUAGCUUCAUAAACGCAGUGCUCUAGGGGCAAGAAUUGAUACACGGGGGCCUUGUUAUUGUAUCUGUGUGGAGGAGUAUUUGUAGAAAGAUAGUAUUUCAAAUAGUGGCUUAGUAUGACAUAAUAAUAAGUAUUUUUGUCCUGUUUUUUCUUUAACAAUAGGUUUUGGAAGUCAAGCUUACAGAGUCCGAUGAAAAGUUAGAUGAAGGUACGGCUUUUUCUCCCUAGGUCGAGGCCAACAUUGAAAGGGCCAGGGAUAGGGGGUUGAGCACAACAAUUGUCAAUGUUAAUCCUUCAAUUGACCCAAGUUCUAAUGUCACGGAUUGCAGUUAUGGUCUCUUUAUUCUUCAUCGAUCUUUCUCUCUUUCCAGCAUUUUUUUUACCUUGGCAUAUGAAAUCUAGUUCAAGAAAUUCUGAGGUUUAAUUUCUUUUGUUCCUAGAUGUUGGGGCCGAUCCCGUAAAAAGUGAGCCAGUCGCAGAAAUAAAAAUGCGGAAAUCCAUAAUGGUAAAUAGAUUGAGAUCAGUGUAACUUACACCUUAAUAUUACUUUAUAGGACAACUUAGGAUUUAUCAUAGCCUGUAGGGUUAAGGAAGAUUAGUUUCAGUUUAUCAGCUUAUGAUGUUAUUGGCUCGACUUUGAACAGUCCUAUUUGUACUUUUUCUUAUAAGUUGUAAUGUGUGUGUACUUACAUUAGCUCUAAGAAGUUAGGGCAUGUUCUUGUCAUGUUUUGCAUAGGCUAUGCAUGGGUGGACUUAUCAGUUUUCUGUUUAAGUCUGCUUUAUUUUGAUUUUCACAGAUGACAAGGAGACUGUGGUCAACUCUAAAAUCUAAAUUCAGACGCAAUACUAACAAAACUGAGAAGAUAAGAAAUGAAAUUAAGCCCUCUUGGAUCAGACGAUGUUUACCAUCAAUGUCAUGUUGCUUUGGAAGCAAGACAAAGCCAGAGUAAUAUUAUUUGAUAAGGUAAGGGUCGAUUUCUAAUGUUUCUCACACAGGGCUGCAUUAUUGUUAAUUUAAAGCUGGGAGGGGUGUUACCAAUUAAGAUGGCGAGGUGUUCCCAAGAUUUUUCCUUUUUUCUUUUCUUUGACAUAUAGUUCAAACUUAAGAUCCAAACAAUAUUACCAACCUGACAACGACACCCUCUAUGAGAUGGACCCCUCAGUAAAAUGGACACAAAUAUUUGGUUGAAGCCUUUUUAUCUCCCUUUAAUUGACUGUCUAUAAGACAGACAUCAUUCUUACACAGACACUUGGUACCAGCCCCAAACUUAAAGAGAGUUAACUGAACAUUAAUUUGUAAUACUUCUUCAGUUAUGAAAUAUGGAAGAUUCAGAACAUGCAGUGUCUUGCAUGUAUUUACAAAACUGUCAUGUCUCAUUAGAAGUGGGAUUCACUAUACAGUGGCUGAUUUCUAAAAUGCAUUGACCUCAGUCUUCCUGUUUUAGCAACAUUUUUUAUUAAGGUACAAUCUUAGAUAUGUAAGCUAGCAUCUUUGACCACCUUGGUUUCGUACCCUCUGUUCUUAUUCAAAGUUUUACUUUUUUGCAGGCACUACAAGAUCAGACAUGUCGUGACAGCUUUCCAUCCCACAAAAGAACUGAAGGGGAAAAAAAAACAACAAAAAAACAAAAAAAUAAAUAAAAAUUUAAAAAUUAAAUGAAAAAUAAUCAUCUAAAAAAACCACAAAACUGAGAAAAAAUUAAACGAGUAAACAAACAAAAAAAGUAUGGUCACGACAGGUCAGGAAAGGAACUUGACUUGGAUGGGACACAGUCACACAGUUCAUGAACCAGUCUACCCAAGACUAUGGCUUAUGGAAACCAAGACCCAGCCCUGCCAUUCCUGUUACUGGUAAUUUUUUUUUUACUUUUUCAGUGUCAUAAAGUGAAAUGCUCUAGCGUCUUUAGCUCUAUUUUGAUUAGUUUUGUCAUAUGACUGUUAACCCAAAUAGUGAAUUCUGAAGCUUUGGAAAAGACAUGCAAACAAAGUCAUUCCACAAGGAUUUCAUUACAUUUUUAUAUGGUAGAACAAACCAAUUUUGUUUUUUAAGUAACAAAUUCUCCUUUGACGGCGGCAGGAUUAGUCCAGUUGCUAGAGUGCUUGACUUCACAGCAGGAGGUGGUAGCUUCGAUCCCCUGGGCUGCACCUAGGCUCGGAAAUCGCGCCUAGGCUACACCAACUAGAAGGUUCUUAAAAUGUGAUGUUGGUGGUUACUUAAGUUGUCUUGCAAAUGGAAGGGCUUAUAUCUGGGGGGAGAUUAUAUCCAGGGGGGGGGCUUAUUUCCCCUGGGGGGCUUAUAUCUGGGGGCAGUUAUAUCCGGGGGGGCUUAUAACUGAAACCCUCUCUUCCCUAGAGGCUACUGCUGGGUUUUCCAAUAAAAUAGGAAUAUCAAAUAUCUUUUUCCCUCUCCCCAGCCCCCCCUAUGACACAAAGAAGCUUUUGCGGAGGAGAGAGACUGGAAUAGAGAAAGCUCUUCGAAACAAGCUAUAACAGUGCUGAUAAAAAUACGUUUUGCAUCUAGUGGUUUUUAAUUAAGCCUCCAAACGUCAUAAUAAAUAAAACAGUCAUUUCAACACAUUUGAUCAGAGGCUAAAGUUUUUUUUUUGCCCAACAGCUGCCGCCGGAUUGGUUUGGUGCUCUAAGAGUCAGUAACAAUGAAAAGGCUGAUUCUACUCAGAGAACCACUGAAGUUACGAAAAAGGCUGUUCCAUCUCCAGUACAAGGGANAGCCUCCAAACGUCAUAAUAAAUAAAACAGUCAUUUCAACACAUUUGAUCAGAGGCUAAAGUUUUUUUUUUGCCCAACAGCUGCCGCCGGAUUGGUUUGGUGCUCUAAGAGUCAGUAACAAUGAAAAGGCUGAUUCUACUCAGAGAACCACUGAAGUUACGAAAAAGGCUGUUCCAUCUCCAGUACAAGGGAAACAAGCACAUGGUAGCAAUUCCAGUGUUGGCUAUGGAGCUUUGUGCGGGAACUCCCUCUUAUCCCCAAAUGCAGGGAACAUUUUCUUUAACCUUCACAGUUCGUGA